This is a messenger RNA of Peromyscus leucopus (white-footed mouse), 411 nucleotides long. RefSeq names its product alpha-defensin 23-like. Lineage: Eukaryota; Metazoa; Chordata; Mammalia; Rodentia; Cricetidae. Gene Ontology annotation, cellular component: extracellular region; extracellular matrix. The record is from RefSeq and is a predicted model, not a curated record. Gene Ontology annotation, biological process: defense response to Gram-positive bacterium; cellular response to lipopolysaccharide; innate immune response in mucosa. The transcript is spliced from 2 exons. Bases 24 to 305 code for a protein of 93 amino acids.
CUUCCUGCAGGUGACUCUCAGCCAUGAAGACACUUGUCCUUCUCUCUGCCCUUGUCCUGAUGGCCUACAUGGCCCAGUCUGAUUCUCUCCCUGAAGCAACAGAGGAGACUAAAGAUGAGGAUCAGCCAGUGGUAGAGGACCAGGAUAUGUCCAUCUCCUUUGGAGGCCCAGAAGGCUCUGCUCUUCAAAAAGCAGCCGGCGGAAAAAUCUUGACUUGCUACUGUAGAAGAUCCUGCAAAUUUUUUGAACGUGUCACUGGGACCUGCUGGCAAGGGUCCAAACGCUUCAAUUUCUGCUGCCACUGAGUCCAGAGAUAAGAUCACCAUGUGCUCUGAGACCUUAUGAUCUGUCAUUUCCCUAGUAUUCACCUGAAUUGUUUUUCCCUCUCUAAUAAAUUUCCUUGCAAACAAA